AGCUCAGGAGAGCAUUGUUGAUGGCCCUCUACUGUCGCCUCCUCUGCCCUGCUGCUCCUGUACGAAACCACUCAGUAGUUUUUCAUCCCAUCAGAAAAGUCUCAUAACUUCGAGGAACGUCACAGCCCAGAAUUUUAGUGACCUGAUUUCGGAUGCAGCCAAUCAUGGCCCUCCUCUGCGGGGAUGGGGCUGCAAGCUGCGUCCAAUCACGUCGCAGGGCCGCUGGUCAAAAAGAAACGCUUGUUGCAGCCCGUUCUGACUGUCUUCAUCCUCCUCUUCAUCCUGGUCAUCAUCAGCUGCUUCAUCCACAACUCUGAUGGGAUUUGGUGGCAAAAUGACCGCUCGUCCAAAUUAUCAGACCAGCGCCGUGCUCCGAGUCUCCCGCCUGCCACUCAUUCGCUCUGCACUGCAGUCGGUGACCUCUGUCUACUCCGGGGCCAAAGGUCGCUACCCGCUGCUGAGGAUGGUGGGGGGCGUGGCCGAAGUCAGCGUCCGCAACAUAUCCGUGGUGGCCAUGCAGAGAGCCACACCCCUGCUUCAGACUCUGGAGCCUCAAAUCGAGGUCGCCAACAGCUUCGCUCUGACGGGUCUGGACCAGUUGGAGAAAACCUUCCCCAUCCUGAACCAGUCAACAGAUGAGGUCAUCAACCACCUGAAAGACGCCAUCUUCCUGACGCUGGACGACAUGCAGCUGUGGGUGGUGGACGGCCUGGACAACGCUCUGGAUCAGCUGGAGCGCCUGCUGGAUGGUGUGUGGUCGGCGGUGCGGCUCCUGCAGGAGUCACAGGUGGGCCAAGCCGCCACGUCGGGUCUGGAUGACCUGCUGAGUCGACUGGAGGAGAGCACGGCCUACUACCUGCCCCUCCCCCCCACGCUCCGCCGCGAGUGGGAGAUGAGGGUGCAGGAGUACGAGGACGAGGACGACAGCGAUGAGCCCGGGAUGUGGACCCGCAUCCGUAGUCUCCUGCUAAGUCUCAGUCUGCAGCUGUACCACCGAAUGACCAAAAUCAGGGAGCAGCUGCAGAGCGCCCUCCAGACACUGGGGGACGCUGCAGACACGAUGGGUCUGGGUCAAGUUCUGGAGGUGUUGGGUGACCUGCUGCAGUCCAUGCACAGCCUGAUGGUGGCGCUGGUCUACAGAGCUGAGGGCGCCAGAGAGCUGACGGUGAGCCGGGUUAGGGAGCAGGCCCUGGUGCUGGUGGAGCUGCGCCCCGUGCAGCAGGUCCUGGAGCUGCCAGUCCUGGUUCAGCAUCUGCUGAGGGACCUCCAGGAACUGUCCAAGAUCCUCCUGCAGCUGCUCAUCAAUGCCACACCCCUCUACAACAUGCUGCAGCAGCCCACGCACCAGGAGGUGGAGGACUUCCUCAACCAGCCGGACUUCUCGUCCGACAGCUCUUCACGCCGCAGCUCAGCCAACAGUCUCUUUCUGAAGGCCAUGGACGGGCGCCCGCGCCGCCGGAAGAGUCUGUACUCUCGCACUGUCCGCAGCCCCAGCACGCCUCAGAGUCCCGAUGGCGCCAGCGGCUCCAGCCUGAAGCCUGACGCCGACGUGGACGGCUUGAGCUUGAUGGUUCCACCCGAAGCCAACAUUCACCGCCGAGCAUCCGCAACCGAGAUGCUCCUCACGCCGCUCAAACAGUUCAUGUCCCAGAGUCAGAAGGCCUUUGAGUACCUGAGCCCUAACACGGCAGCGGAGGCCGCGUCCGUGGACAACUAACCGUUGAUGGAACACAAAGCAGCCGCACUGACGUCCCCAACUCAGUCUGGUCGCUGCGUGUCGGUUGUGCGCUGCUGCUCCACAGGUCACUGUUGCUCUGCCCAAGGAACACACGAGGAAUGUCUCAGUGCUAAAGUGGUUUGUUUGUGUGCAACCCAAACCAAGUGGUUAUGAGCAACAUCAUACUCGGCCUGAAUAAUAAACAAGUCAACCACACUCUAGCUCGGUUUCGUGUUUUCAAAUGUAACAUGUGCCUGGUUACUUUGCUGUUUCUAAUUCCUCGUCACGAGUCCCGAGUCCGGAGGAUAAACAGUCACUCAACUGUUCGCCCCUGCAGUUGAGAGGGGCGCCCUCUGGUGGGCGGC
Messenger RNA from Synchiropus splendidus (mandarinfish), 2082 nucleotides. It is a transcript of the gene plin6, whose product is annotated as perilipin 6. Gene Ontology annotation, cellular component: lipid droplet; cytosol. The transcript is spliced from 9 exons. Gene Ontology annotation, biological process: positive regulation of triglyceride storage; lipid storage. The coding region runs from base 317 to 1717 and encodes 466 amino acids. The record is from RefSeq and is a predicted model, not a curated record. NCBI's taxonomy places the organism in Eukaryota, Metazoa, Chordata, Actinopteri, Syngnathiformes, Callionymidae.